AUGAUUAGUAAUAUAGGAGAUCUAGUUCUAGGGAUUAGCAAAGAAACCAUGAAGGGGAUAGGGGCAUUCUCACUGAUUUUGUUCUUGUGCAAUGGGGACCUUGUACCAGCAUCUAAUACCACCACAAAACCUACAACUGGACCUACAAUAGCUCAUUCAACAGCACCAACAACAUGGCCGAUUCCAAUAGAAUCAUCAGAACCUACAACAGGGCAAACUAAAGCCCAUUCAACAGGGCCUUCAAUAGGACCAACAACAUGGCCGAUUACAACAGAAUCAUCAGAACCUACAACAGGGCAAACUAAAGCCCAUACAACAGGGCCUUCAAUAGGACCAACAACAUGGCCUAUUACAACACAUACAACAGGGCCUACAACAGCACAACCAGGUCAACAUGUAUGUGCAAUGCAGACUUGUUCACCUAGCAAUAUAACAGCAGCUAGUGACAUCUAUCAAUAUUGUGUAGAUAGAAACUUAACUUUCUCAGGAAGAUGCUGUUUAAAUGGCACACAAAUAGAUGGCAUUGAUCUAUCAAGUUGUAAAAUCACAUUUGAUAUCCUUACAAAAUAUGCAGACGAACUUGAAAAUGUGCAAAUAAUAUCCUUAGCUGGCGUGACAGAACCAAACUGCUCAGAUCACUCUAUAUGGAAAUAUUUCCAAGGUCAAACCUCGUUAAAUACUUUGAUUCUAUCGAAAAUGUGCACAUGCCCUGGAGGUAUGAGUUCCUGGGAGAGUAUAACCCUGGGGGACACAAGUCUUACAUGUGACACUCAAAGGGACAGAUGUAACCUGGAUGACAUUAAGUGCCCCCUCCAGAAUACACAAUGUCAGAUGAAUGGUCCAGGUGCUGAUCUGCUAUGCCAGUGUUCUGAUGGUUAUUUCGGGUAUAAAUGUCUUAGAAAGGGAAAUUUCCCGAUCAUAUUAUUUGGUAUAGUAACUGCAAUUACCACAGGCAUGGCUUCUAUGUUGCUAUGGGGGGCAAAUAGAAAAUUAUUUAUAAAUGUCGGACCUAAUUUUACACCAGUUGAGAUAUCUUAAUUAUGUACCACGAAGGAAAUCCCCAGAGAUAACUCAGUCCUUUUCGGACACCCAUGCUUUUACAAAAUACAUAUCAGUAUGUAUUGCUCAUCAAACUUUGUUCUGCUUAAAUGUAACAUUUUAUUUUUACACAACACAUGUGUUACACUUUUAGAUUCAAAAUUUCAAGAAUAACCCACAUAGAUUAGUCUGUAGCUGUUUACCAUUGUAUCAUCAGAUCAUUGUAUUUAAAUUUUUUCUCAAAAACAUGUAAGGUGAAGUACUUGAAAUUGUGUUAAUUACAAUUCUUAGAAAAAUGGACUCACAUCAUAUAUUUAAAUGAAUGUCUAUUUAUCAUUUGUUCAUAAUAUUUAGAUUCUGUUAAGUUGAUAAUAAAUUAAACAGAUUCAUGUAAGUGUCGAAAAAUCUUUUAAAUUGUUAAAUCAUAGUUCAGUAAACAUGAAAAGCUGCAUUUUUAUGGCCAUUUUUAUAGACUUCUGGAUGUUCAUUGAGUUAUAUUCACCCAUAUCAUACUGGUUGUAAAUAUGUACUUAAACUGUUAGAAUGCUCAGCACUUAAUUU
Messenger RNA from Owenia fusiformis, 1599 nucleotides. NCBI's taxonomy places the organism in Eukaryota, Metazoa, Annelida, Polychaeta, Sabellida, Oweniidae. The record is from the annotation of a GenBank genome assembly.